Raphanus sativus (radish) is the source of this 992-nucleotide messenger RNA. Its product is annotated as serine/arginine-rich splicing factor RSZ22A. Gene Ontology annotation, biological process: mRNA splicing, via spliceosome. The record is from RefSeq and is a predicted model, not a curated record. Gene Ontology annotation, molecular function: zinc ion binding; RNA binding. Gene Ontology annotation, cellular component: nuclear speck. Lineage: Eukaryota; Viridiplantae; Streptophyta; Magnoliopsida; Brassicales; Brassicaceae. The transcript has 6 exons. Bases 153 to 743 code for a protein of 196 amino acids.
UUAUAAUCAGUGGAGGCCCAUUUAAAGCCCAAAACUAAGGAACGCGGACUUUAAAGUUGACUUCCAUCUCCAUUCUCGAAUUCGAUAACCCUAAUUUUCACACGACCAAGGAGAAGCCGUCUCGCUCUUCCCACCACCGCUGAUUACUUGAGAUGUCGCGUGUGUACGUUGGUAAUUUGGAUCCGCGAGUUACUGAGCGUGAGCUCGAAGAUGAGUUUCGUGUCUAUGGAGUCAUCAAGAGUGUUUGGGUUGCAAGACGUCCACCUGGUUAUGCCUUUCUUGAUUUUGAAGACUCAAGGGACGCCCGUGACGCCAUUCGUGAUUUAGAUGGCAAGAACGGAUGGAGGGUAGAGGAGUCUCAUAACCGAGGUGGUGGUGGAGGCCGUGGUGGACGUGGAGGAGGUGACGGUGGUCGUGGCCGUGGUGGUUCUGAUUUGAAGUGCUAUGAGUGUGGCGAGCCUGGUCACUUUGCACGUGAAUGCCGCUCUCGUGGCGGAUCUGGCAGGCGUCGCAGUCCUUCUCCUCGUGGUCGCAGUCCUCCUAGAUACAGGAAGAGCCCUACCUAUGGAGAAAGGCGCAGGAGCUAUAGCCCUCGCGCGAGAUCUCCUCCUCCUCCGAGGCGUCGCAGUCCUUCUCCUCGUGGACGCAACUACAGUAGGUCACCUCCACCUUACAGAGGACGUGAGGAGGUGCCAUAUACUAAUGGAAAUGGUCUGAAAGAUGUGCGCAGAAGCCGGAGCUGAGUGUUAAGGGAUGGAUGAGGAAAACUACUGUUUGCUUGCGACGUCAAGAAGACAGCUUAAGGAAAACUAAUAUAUGUAUUUCACUUAAAGAAUCAUUUUUUAGCUGUUGGGUGGAUUGGAUAUGCUUUGCUACUUUUGUCUGCCGUGGUUAUGUCUACCGUUAGGUAAACGUAUUUUAAUAUUCCUACUUAAGUUCUUAAAACAGAAGUUCUGAGUGUUUUGUUUUAUUAUGUCGAGGUUUCGUCCGUA